GACGCAUCCCCAGGCCCGCCUGGACUCCGCAGGCCCCGCCAUGCCGCUGCACAUCCUGCUGCUGUGCGGGCCGCUGGUCCUCUUUGACCUGACCUUGCUGUGGCUGCUGAAGGUGACACCCUGGGCCCUCCUCCCCCUGAGCCUCCCCCACCUCUGGAUCGAGGGGGUCCUGCGACUGGGGGCACUCCGGGGGUUGCUGGGGACCCUCCAGGGAUCUUUGGGGCCCACGGCGGGGGGACGGCUGGAGGGGCUUCUCCCCUCGCUGUGCUUGAGCCCGCCUCUGUUCCUGUCUCUCCGGGCCCUGGUCGCCCAGACCGCGGACGCGCCCCCAUCCCUGAUGGCCUCGUCUUCCUGGUCCUGGUUGCUGCUGUCUUACGGGGCAGCGGCUCUGAGCUGGGCAGUGUGGGCCGUGCUCAGUCCGCCCAAGGCUCCCGCCUCGGCUCGGGAGAAGGAGCGAGGCCGCGAGCUCAGGGUCAUGGUCAAGCGCCUGCUGGACCUGUCUCGGCCGGACCUGCCCUGGCUGGUCGGAGCCUUCCUCUUCCUCACGGCUGCGGUGAUCGGCGAGACGACAAUCCCCUACUACACGGGCCGAGUGAUCGACAUCUUGGGCGGCAGCUUCGAACCCGAAGUCUUCGUCAGCACCAUCGGCUUCAUGUGCCUUUUCUCCCUCGGAAGCUCUGUGUCUGCCGGCUGCCGUGGGAGCCUUUUCAUGGUCGCGAUGUCCCAACUAAACCUGCGCCUGCGACGGAUGCUCUUCUCUUCGCUGCUGCGCCAGGAUCUGGAAUUCUUCCAGGAGAGCAAGACAGGGGAACUGAACUCCCGCAUCUCGUCAGACACGACCCUCAUGAGCCGCUGGCUUCCGCUGAACGCUAACGUGUUCCUGCGCAGCCUGAUUAAAGCCCUGGGGCUCUAUGGCUUCAUGUUGCCCCUGUCCCCUCGUCUCACCCUGCUCUCCCUGCUCGAUUUGCCCCUCUCCCUGACGGCCGAGAAGGUCUACAGCAGCCGCAGGCGGGAAGUGCUGCACGCCAUCCAGGAGGCGACGGCGGCUGCGGGGCAGGUGGUACGGGAGGCGGUGGGGGCGAUGGAGACCGUGCGCAGCCUGGGCGCGGAGCAGGAGGAAGCGCAGCGCUACGAGGCGGCACUGGAGCGCCUUCGCCUGCUGCACUGGCGCAGAGAUCUGGAGCGUGCCCUCUACCUGCUGUUCCGCAGGGCGCUGCAGCUGGGGAUGCAGGUGCUGACGUUAUGGUGCGGCCUGCAACAGAUCCUGGCUGGUGAUCUCACCCGGGGCGGCCUCAUCUCCUUCCUGCUCUACCAGGAGAACGUGGGCACGUAUGUGAAGACCCUGGUGUACAUCUGCGGGGAUAUGCUGAGCAACGUGGCGGCCGCCGAGAAGGUGUUUGGAUACCUGGACAGGGAGCCCCGCCGACCCCCUCCCGGGAAGCUGGCCCCGGAGACGCUGCAGGGCCACGUGGAAUUCCAAGACGUCACCUUUGCCUACUCCAGUUGCCCCAACAACACUGUGCUAAAGGGCGUGACCUUCACCCUACGACCCGGGGAGGUGACGGCCCUGGUGGGGCCCAACGGCGCGGGGAAGAGCACGGUGGCCACCCUGCUACAGGGCCUCUACCAGCCCACCGCUGGACGCCUGCUCCUCGACGGUCAGCCCCUGGACUGCUACCAGCACCGCUACCUGCACGCCCAGGUGUCCGUGGUGGCACAGGAGCCGGUGCUGUUUUCGGGCUCUGUGCGAGACAACAUCACCUACGGGCUGGAGAGCUGCAGGGAGGAGGAGGUACGAGCCGCCGUCCGGGACGCCUGCGCCGAUGGCUUCAUCGCUGAGCUGGCCCAGGGGCUGGACACAGAUGUGGGUGAGAAGGGGAGCCAGAUAGCCACAGGGGAGAAGCAGCGGCUGGCCAUUGCUCGGGCACUGGUCCGUCGCCCAAAGGUGCUCAUCUUGGACGAAGCCACCAGCGCCCUGGACACUGAAUGCGAGAAGGCGAUGCAGAAAUCGGUGCUGGGCGGAGAUCGGACGGCGCUGGUCAUUGCCCACCGGCUGGGAACGGUGCAGAAGGCGGACCAGAUCCUUGUGUUGGAAGAGGGGCGAGUGGUGGAACGGGGAACCCACGAACAGCUUCUGGAACUUCGCGGCCUCUACUACACUCUUGUGCAGCGGGAGCUUACCGAUUGAGCCUGGGUGGGGGUGUGGCCUGGCUAGAAAAUGGUCAUUUCAUAAUAAUAAUGGCAUUUGUGAAGCGCUUAUUACGUGCCAGGCACUGUACUAAGCGCUGAGGUC
This is a messenger RNA of Tachyglossus aculeatus (Australian echidna), 2293 nucleotides long. It is a transcript of the gene TAP2, whose product is annotated as transporter 2, ATP binding cassette subfamily B member. The transcript has 12 exons. Gene Ontology annotation, cellular component: TAP complex; endoplasmic reticulum membrane. Gene Ontology annotation, molecular function: ATP hydrolysis activity; MHC protein binding; ABC-type oligopeptide transporter activity. Bases 41 to 2188 code for a protein of 715 amino acids. The record is from RefSeq and is a predicted model, not a curated record. NCBI's taxonomy places the organism in Eukaryota, Metazoa, Chordata, Mammalia, Monotremata, Tachyglossidae. Gene Ontology annotation, biological process: antigen processing and presentation of endogenous peptide antigen via MHC class I; peptide transport; transmembrane transport.